AUGCGUCUGGCGCUGGCAACAAUUCUCAUCGUGCUCCAGCAUGCGGCGCAGCUCCCGUGCCGGUCGGUGACGCGCGCGCCCCUUCCCGCCCCUCCCGCGCCCCUCGCCUCGCCCUCCUCCCGCGAAGACCUGGAGACCAUCAUCGCGCGCAACCGAGAAAUCACCGACCUGCUCAUACCGCUUCUCGAAGCCAACCUCGAAGCGAAAAGGCACGACCAGAACAAACGAAACGACCUACUCAAAGUCUUCCCCUACAAAAAUGCUAAAUCCAGAAAAAACCCCGUCGUCGAACUCCUACCGCUGUCCAAACGGAAGACCACAGAGCACAAAGCACCGUUAGCCCUCAUACUGGCCUCGGAACUGAGGCACAGCGGCAAGAAGGGAAGAAGGAAAGUUCAGAAAGCAUUUUUCAUCCAAAACGAGGAUAAGGUCAGCAGUUCAGAGGAAGAUUACGACUUUGACGUCAGAAAGAAAAGUAAACAUCAGAGAGUUUCAAAUAAAAAUGUACAUUCGGAGGAGGAUUCUGAUGAAAUUGAAAGCAAUCAUAGAACUAACCGUGUAUAUAAAAACCAACAUGUAAGUAAAGCCCGCACAUCUUAUAAAACCGAAACAGACGAAAAUGCUAGUAAAAAUAGUCACUCGGAAGACUCUAACGAAAGUGAGACGUCAGAACAUAAAGCUCAGAAAUAUAAUGAAAAGGAAACAAGUGAAGAACUUGAUGAAUAUGUGCAUAAAAAGAACCAAAGAAAUGAAAACAGUCACGAAAGAGCAAAUGAUGACGUCAGUGAAGAAUCUAAUGAAAGUGUCGAUUCCGAGAAAAAAGAACACUCAAAACAUGAAAGCAAACAAACCGAUCAGAGCUCAAGAUCUGAGAAUGAAUUUGUUAAUAAGUCGUCCAAUGAAAAGAAAACUUCUCAAACAAGUCAAGAACAUCAUGCUGAUAAAAGCAGUUCACAGGAGGAUGAUCAUAGUGAGAGUCGCGAAGUAGAAGAAAAACAUGGAACUGGUAGACAUAGUUCAUCUGAAUCUACGGAUUCAGGCAGUGUACAUUCCCACGAAAGAAAAUAUACGGAUGGUGUACAAAGCUCGAAGGAAAGUGACCUUCGUGGUGAGAGUAGUGAAGUAAAAGAAAGGUAUGGAAGUGAUGAAUCUACGUUAUCAGAAAAGUCUAGCCAUGAAAAAUCACGUAAAAUAAAACAUAAGAGUGACGGUGAAGAUGUAAGUGACUCAGAGGAAAAUCGACAAAGUAAACAUCAUGAUGAAGAAAAAGAAGAGCAUAGAAGUGGAGAAAUUAGUUCAUCAAACAUUGAUGAUAAUGAAUUUUCCUUCAAAAGAAAAUACAAGAAUGGAGGUGACGAUACAAGCGGUUCAAAGGAAAAUGAACAAAGGAAACUCCAUAGUGAGAGUAACGAAGAUAAAGAAAGGCAUGGAAGUGAUGAAUAUAAUUCUCCUGAAUACUUGGAUUCAGGCGAUGAAAGUAAAGAACGAAAACAUAAAAGUGAAGAAGAUGAUGACAAUCAGUCAGAUGAACAUCAAGAGUCCUCUGAUUAUUAUAACGAUGAAGACAAUGAUCUUCAUUCAGAGGAGUAUGAGGACGAUAAUGAUAACGUUACCAUUGAAAAUAACAGUAAAGCAAGUAAUAAAGAUUACAUAGAAGAUUUUGAGGAAUACGAAAGCCAUGAAAACGCCAGUGAAGGUGAUUUGAAAUCCAGUGAACAAUCCGUAGACAAACCAGAUGAGCCGACUCACGCAGAUACCUUGGAAGCCGACACUCCGUCCGUAGCUGAUGAUGACGUGAACAAAAUUGAAGUGAUCGACAACGGCAAUAAUACUAUCGAAAGUUUUGACUCAAAAACAUCUAAAAACGACUCAUAUGCUGAAAAACAUGUCACUUUAAGCGAAGAAAUAGCAGAAAAAUACGCAGAUAACUCCGAAUAUACAGUUGAAAACGACAAGUCUUUGGUAGAAACAUCUGAAGAACUCGCUAGAUUCAACGCCGAGUCCGUGGAAGGUUCGAUCGAAGUCCGGCGAAACGACGAGAAGAGCGAAGAAAAUAAAUGUAAAGAAAAGGAAAAUGUUGAAAGCAGACGUGGCGAAGAACCAGUGGUGAAAUCCAACCCCCACCAA
This is a messenger RNA of Ostrinia nubilalis (European corn borer), 2127 nucleotides long. Its product is annotated as protein PFC0760c-like. Lineage: Eukaryota; Metazoa; Arthropoda; Insecta; Lepidoptera; Crambidae. The annotation marks the transcript as partial. The transcript has 2 exons. The record is from RefSeq and is a predicted model, not a curated record.